This is a messenger RNA of Heteronotia binoei (common prickly gecko), 2526 nucleotides long. RefSeq names its product interleukin 1 receptor associated kinase 1 (gene IRAK1). Gene Ontology annotation, biological process: signal transduction; protein phosphorylation. NCBI's taxonomy places the organism in Eukaryota, Metazoa, Chordata, Lepidosauria, Squamata, Gekkonidae. Gene Ontology annotation, cellular component: plasma membrane. Bases 116 to 2125 code for a protein of 669 amino acids. The record is from RefSeq and is a predicted model, not a curated record. The transcript has 15 exons. Gene Ontology annotation, molecular function: ATP binding; protein kinase activity; protein binding.
CUCCCCGUCUCUUCCCUCCGCCUUGGCCAGCCUCUCCUAUGGCCUGGCCUAGGCGGCGGCAGCGGCCGCAGAGGGAGGGAGUUGCCGCCGCCUCAGCCACCAGGCCCGCAGGGGGAUGGCCGGCGCCGGGCCCUCCGGCUCCCUUCUCGACCUGCCGGCUUCCCUCAUGUGUCGCUUCUACGAGAUCAUGGACGCCCUCGGCCGCCCCGACUGGGAGCGCUUCGCCUCCAGGAUUGCACGGAACCAGGUGGAGCUGCGCCUGUACGAGAAGACGGAGGGGCGCACCCAGCAGCUCAUGUGGGCCUGGAUGAAUCGCAACGCCCGCGUCUCCGACCUGCUCUGGAUCCUCGAGGACUUGCAGCUGUACCUGGCUCGGGACGUCAUCGCCUCGUGGCAUCCUCCAGCACUUCAUCCGAAGCCCAGUGUAUCACCCUCUCCCCUUCCGUCUGCCUUCCGCGAUCCCCCACGUACCCCGGAUCCAGGUGGGGCUGGCAGCAGGGUGAAGACUUCUAUGUGGGACCCCCAGAAGGGAGCCUCUUCGCCUGCUGCAGGAUGCCAGUCGGAGCACAACAGUUCCCCUGCCAGACCAGACCGAGACCUGUCUAGUUCGACGACUGGACUCAGGAGUGGCCAGACAGAAGCUUCUGGGACUGCACAAGCAGGACAUGAAGAACUCCCCUGCCCGUCACGCUCUCUGCCAGACCCCUCUCGUAGCAGCCGCCUCAGCAGCAACGUCCGAAGCAGCUCACCUUUACCUCCUCCGGCCCACCUCAAGGAACAGACCUGCGAUUCCCUGUCCCCGACCUGCCCCUUCUCCUGGCCUCUGAAGGAACUGCUCCAGGCCACGGGGAACUUCUCUGAGCAUCUGAAGAUCGGCGAAGGUGGCUUCGGCUGCGUCUACCAGGCCCGGCUUCGCAAUACUGAUUACGCCAUCAAACGGCUCAAGGAGGAAGCAGAACUGGAUUGGACAGUGAUAAAGAACAGUUUUGUCACGGAAGUGGAGAAACUCUCCCGGUUCCGUCACCCCAACAUUGUCGAGUUUGCAGGUUGCUGUGCCGAAGCGGGAAACUUCUGCCUCGUCUACGUCUUCCUCCCCAAGGGCUCCUUGGAAGACCACUUGCAUGGGCAGGCCGGUCUCUGCCUAUCCUGGGCCCAGCGGCUCCACGUGGCUGUGGGGACGGCCAGAGCCAUUCAAUUCUUGCACAGCGAUUCCCCUAGUCUCAUCCACGGGGACGUCAAGAGCUCUAACAUCCUCCUGGACGCGGCGCUCAACCCCCGGCUGGCCGACUUUGGACUGGCCCGAUUCAGCCGCCGGCCAAAGCCAGGGCAAGUCAGCGGCACGCUGGGCCGGACCCAGACAGUACGGGGCACGCUGGCCUACCUGCCCUUCGAGUAUAUCCAGAGCGGGACGCUUUCAACGGCCAUUGACGUCUUCAGCUUCGGCGUGGUACUACUGGAAAUCUUAACGGGGCAGCCACCCAUAGAAGUGGAUUUAGAAGGACGCCACAAGUACUUGAAGGAUCUGGUGAGUGAAGAUGAGGAGCCGAAGGCCAGGCCGCCGUCUGCCGCGAUGUCUUCCGCCUCCUCCCAGUCCCUGCAGCUCGGCACCCAUCUCUACCAGAAGCACGCGGACCCACGGGCCGGGCCCUGUCCGGAGCAACUUGGCGCGGCGAUAGGGAGGCUGGCCUGCCAUUGCCUUCAACGCCGAGGCAAGCGACGCCCUCCGAUGGCCGAGGUCUACAGAGAGCUGGAGCAGCUGCAGCUGUCGUUGUACGGGGCAGCGGCUUCCCCUUUGCCGCCAUCAGGACAGCCCCCCCGCGGCCCCCAGGAGAGCUCCUACCCCUCCCGGCCUCUCAACCAGCCCGAAGAGAGCGACGAAAGCCUGGACUCGGAGUUGCGCAGCUGCGGAGCCCUGUCCCGAGAGGGGCCUGUGCUGUGCCCCCCAGGCGGCGACGCCCCCCAGAUCGUCAUCAACCCGGCACGGAGGCGCAUGAUGGAGCGGCUGGCCCUCUACAAUGACGGAGCCCUCGACAGCAUGGCUGUACUUGCUUCGCUCUCCUUGGAGGAAGAGCACAUCGCAAGGCCCUCUCGUGAGCCCGAAGAGAGCGACGAGUUCGAGGCCUGAAGCUGACGUUCAGAAAUGGAAGAAAUAAAGUUCUCAUGGCGCUGGUGGCACUUUCCCGACUCCGGAGACCCCAUCCCCUUUUUGGUGUCGUGCGUAGGCACUGCUUCGCUGGCACGACUCGCCCCAUCAAGCUGGCCCCUCCGGCACACUGCUGUUCCCAGAGGGGUUUUCGGUCAAAUCAUCAGCCGUAAUCGAGACCGCCUGAUAGGCGGGUGCUCAUUUCGGCUCGGAGCAAAGCCCAUGCCCCAAGACCGGAUUCUCCUGGGGAGAGGGUGGUUGUGGCCUUCGGGGGUUUUAUUUACAUUUUUGUAACCUUAACAGCCUUCUUCAUGCAGUCUCCUCACUACAUAUUCCUCUUUCAUGGAUGGGCACAAUAAAUAAAAUAUUUUAUAUAUUUGUAA